CCGCUCUCUUUCUCUCGCACUCACACAUGCAUUAAACAGGAUGAGGCAGAAACACUCAAGUAGAGAUAGGAAGAGGUAGCAUUUUACAUCCUGCACUUGAGAAUGGACUUUGACUACCAAAAGAUUAAAGAUGCUGAAUCUCAGCAGAGAGAAGAGCGAUUGAGCGCGCUUUCUUUCCAUUACCCAAGACCAAGUCCCCGUCCAUCUGUAGCUCCAGAGAACCAUCCCACAACCAAGAAACCUCCCAUAAAACCCCGGCGGAGCAUCAAGUGUCGUCCCACAGCACAACAGGACCAGCAGAAGGAAAAUGAGACGACAGUGAAGCGGAUGGAUCCUGCUCUGGUUUUGGGUCCCGUGAGGCCCCUGGAGGCUCUGACUCCAUCUCUGCGCGCUCACACUCUGCUGUGGUUUGAAAGAAUGCAGCUGCCACGACUGCACAGGCCCGGACAGCCUCUUCCCCGCUGGCUCCAUGGUUUCGCUACACGCAGGGAAGCGGAACAGCUGUUGCAGGAUAAGCCACAAGGCUGUUUCCUGUUGAGGCUGAGCGAGUCAAAGAUUGGCUUUGUGCUGUCUUACAGAGGAGAAGACCGGUGUCGUCAUUUCAUAAUUGAAGAGGAGGAGUAUGGAUCAUCUGGUAGUGUAUAUCUAAUUGCUGGAGAACACAGCCGGCAUAGAAGCUUGGACGACCUAAUCAGCUACUACACCCAUAAUCCUGUGGGGCCUUUUAAUGAGAUGUUGACCAUACCUUGUAUUCAGCCAGAUGGGGUUUUUGCGGAAAUUAAUGGGUGGCGGGUGAAGGAUGAGGAAGAAGAGAGAAAUGGAAAAGCAAUAGAUCGAGAGGAAAAGACAAAACUGCCCAUGGCCAUCGGUCCAGCUGUUGUGGAUUCAUUACCCACAAACCCAUCCAAACAGACCGCUUCUGCUACAGAAGAGCCUGUGCAGUAUGCAGCCGUGAGAAAGCCACUAAAAAAGACCCACUCGCUGCCAGAAUGCAAGUGUGGAAGUGAAACAGCGCCUCCUGGGAUAGAAAAUGGAAGUUCUGAGGUUGCUGAAAACCCCUCAAAUCUUAAUCUAACAGGGGAUCAACUUUCUCCUGUGGAUGUCCAGUAUGCUCGAGUUAUUAAACCGCCAAGAGCAGUAUCAGAAAAUACCCCUAACUUCAGUGCCCAACCUGACCUCCAGGGAGCAACAGCAGCCUUUACCCCUCCAUCCAUCCCAAACUUUGACACAACAGCAGCAGACCCGAAAUACUGGAAACUGGAGCCCAUGCACACUUACGAAGAACCCCCCCACACACGCAGUCGUCCAGAAGAGAUUGACUGCUAUGCCGUGGGGUGGAGGAGGCAGGCGGCAGGGGAUGAAGUGAACCUUCCAAGGAAUCAUCUAUAUUCAGAGGUGAACAUCAGGGGUGCCCAAGAUGGCUUUGCUGUACCAAGACCCGAGCCUAGUCUUCCUCUAAGACCACCCCCAAGAUCUGCUCAUGGUCCUAUGCAUCCAGAGCUCAGAGGGCAGAGUUUUGGCGUGUCCCCACUGAUGACUCCACCUCAACACUUCGGUUUUCAUCAUUCAGAGCAGCUAAUUCUGAAUGCUUCCUCCAGCUCCAUUUAUGAGCAGAUUCCAGAAAGACCGACCAGCUCUAGAGCUUGUCUGCCCCCACCAAUUCACAAACGCUGACCUCAGGAUUAUAUAGACCCUGACUUCACCAAAAGAUUGUUUCAUUUGUAAAUACUCUUAAUAACGAGAUAAAAAAACAGCAUUGUGAUAUUAGGAUGACACAUAUGUGUAUCAAAACAUUACACUGCUUAAAAGCUGUAUAUACAUUUAUAAGGCUUGUUAGUAGUGAUCUCCCCAUGACUACUACUGUAUGCAUGUUUAUCAUGUUUAUAUAUUUUUCAUUUAUUUAAAUUGUAUGUUUUUUUUCUCCAUAGAAUCAGUCACUCAUUCAAAGUUAUAAUUGCACAGUAAAUGACUCCAUUUUUAAUCAAAUAUAUUAUUAGGAUUACCUACCACAGAUUUUGUUUUAGUGAAUUUUAGCAUUUAGCAGAAAUUUAGCAUUUUGAAUUACCAAAUGAUUAGGGAUAGCUUCCAGUGAGCUUUGACCAAUCAUAAUAUAACUAGCUUGAACUAUUUAGCUGAUGAGAUUACUAUAAAAGACUAUGAAUGCACUAACCACAGCACGAGAAGAAGAUCACAGAAAAAGCAAGCAGACACAAAGAGGAAAUUAUAUUUCGGUGAGUGACCAGACACACAGAGCAUCUCUAUAAAACCCUUUUUUUAUUUCCACAAACAAGCCCCACAUUGAUCAUGAAGAAUUGUGCAGUUCUGUUUAGCAUUUGAGAAUCAUUACAAAAAAAGGUGGUGCACCUGAAGCCACCAUGGAAUGGCCACUUUAAAUACCAAAAGCAGUUGGUGAACCUCCUAUUUGAUGCUUAUCCCUCAAAUAAAUGUUCUGAUGAAGACCAACAUCACUUAAAAACUGAUUAAAUCAUUGACCAUUUACCCCAAUAUGGGUAAUUUAUUCAAAACCAACAUUCUCAACUCCACCAUAAUUCACUUAACCCCCCCACCCCCCAUUCACACAA
Molecule: messenger RNA, 2582 nt
Organism: Carassius gibelio (silver crucian carp)
Lineage: Eukaryota; Metazoa; Chordata; Actinopteri; Cypriniformes; Cyprinidae
Product: hematopoietic SH2 domain-containing protein homolog
Exons: 9
Coding region: 103-1674 (523 amino acids)
Cellular component (GO): cytoplasm
Source: RefSeq, a predicted model, not a curated record